AUGAUGCGGCAAGUGUUUGGUAUCGGCGUCGACGUUGCGCUGAUCUCACGCUUUGAACGAAGCUUUGCGCGCUUCGGAGAGAGAUUUCUUGAACGAGCUUUUCACCAGGAAGAAAUUCACGAAUUCCGGGUGCGACCAAGCGCCGAGCGCGCGAUGUUUCUGGCGUCUCGAUGGGCGAUCAAGGAGGCAACAUUGAAAGCUUUUCAGUAUUACCGCUUGCAGUUUCCCGAAAUCUAUGCUAUGCGAAGAGGCCUCGACAAUUGUGUAAUUCCUACCUCGUUGCCUGUGACACAGAAAUCCCGGGCAUUAAGACUGCAGUUCUCAGGCGCGACAGAGAUUUUAGCCAAGCGACUGCAAAUUGUGGAGCCAUUAGUGUCGAUUUCGCACGACGGAGAUUACGCUAUAGCGUAUGUGUUGUUGCAGCAGGAAGUGAAUAGCACAGCAGAAAAAGUCGAGUGA
This is a messenger RNA of Plasmopara halstedii, 459 nucleotides long. Its product is annotated as holo. The record is from RefSeq and is a predicted model, not a curated record. Gene Ontology annotation, biological process: fatty acid biosynthetic process. Lineage: Eukaryota; Oomycota; Peronosporomycetes; Peronosporales; Peronosporaceae. Gene Ontology annotation, molecular function: holo-[acyl-carrier-protein] synthase activity; magnesium ion binding. The transcript has 2 exons. The coding region runs from base 1 to 459 and encodes 152 amino acids.